AUGUUUUUUACUCGUUGUUUAUUCAAAAUUGCUGAGGAAGAUCUUGGUCGUCAUUUAAACUUACCGUUUAUCGAUAAACUUCGCGUUUAUGUGCGUGGCGGACGUGGUGGGAACGGUUUAAAAAAAUAUGGUGGCAUCGGAGGGCCGGGUGGUAGUAUUCUUGUACGUGGUCAACGACAUUUGACAUUGAGAAAUGUUUAUGAAAAGAAUUUACCUAAACGUUAUGUGGCAUCCGAUGGUGAACAUAGCCAUAAAACAAGUUUAAAUGCAAGGCCAGGUGAAAACUUAGUUAUUAAUGUACCAUUAGGUAUUCAAAUUCUACGCGAUAAUGGUGAAUUAGUUGACGAAAUCAAUGACAUCGAUGACCAAUGUAUUGUAGCCCAUGGCGGUGCUGGGGGAAAUUUUAAGACACAUUUUGAAGGACAACCUGGGGAAGCUACAAUGAUUAAUUUUGAUUUAAAAAUAUUGGCUGAUGUUGGAUUUGUUGGCUAUCCAAAUGCUGGUAAAUCAACUCUUCUUUCAAUGCUUUCGCGUACACAUCCUGCUAUAUCGCCUGUACCAUUUACUACUCUCCAUCCUCAAUUAGGUACUGUUAUUUUCGAUGAUGGUCGGUCAUUUACUAUUGCCGAUCUGCCAGGUCUCAUCGAAGGAUCGCAUACAAAAAUGGGUCUCGGCUCAAGAUUUUUAAAGCAUACACUACGAUCAAAACUUCUUCUAUUUGUUAUCGACAUAAACGGAUUUCAAUUAGAACUACGUUCACCCGUACGAUCUGCAUUUGAUUCCAUCGUGUUUUUAACUAAAGAACUUGAACUCUAUCAACCAUCGCUAUUGAAUAAGAUGGCCAUAUUAGCUAUUAAUAAAAUUGAUCAAUUAGAAGAUAAAACAAAAUUACAGGAACUUCAUUAUGCACUAGAUAAUUAUAAAGAAAUAUUGAAAAAUGAGUACGAAGAAAAAUGGUGUCCAAAAAAUUUCUUUCAUUUCGAACAUAUUGUUGAAAUAUCUGGCAAAUAUGGUACACAUUGCGAUCAUUUAUGUUCUAUUCUAAGACGUUCACUUGAUGAAUAUGCGAAUCGAGAACAAAAAUCAGUAAAAUUUUCAUUGUUGUAG
This is a messenger RNA of Rotaria socialis, 1107 nucleotides long. Lineage: Eukaryota; Metazoa; Rotifera; Eurotatoria; Philodinida; Philodinidae. The record is from the annotation of a GenBank genome assembly.